AUGAUUGAUGCACCCGGAAGCAAGGCUAACAGCAAAGCAGGAACGAGCACUUCAACCUGUAGUGCUGGAGCAAUAAGGGCUCGCCUACAGCUCGAGAGACUUGAGGCCCAGAAGGCUUUGGCGAUGAAGCGUAUAGAGUUGGAGCGCCGGGAGCACGAGCGGAAGAUGGAGCAAGAGAAGCAGAAAAAGGAAGCAGAGUUUGAGCGGAGGCAAUUGCAGCUAGAGCAGGCGGUAAUGAACGAGUCAUUCCGUUUGAGAGAGGUGAUUGACCUAGGUGGGGAAGGCGAUGAAGACAACCGGAGUGUCGCCUCAGUGCAGAGUUCCUUCAGCAAGGUACAGCAGUGGAAGGCCGCCCAUUCGACGUUGGUUGUCCCGACGGAGAAGGCUCCAGCUAUUGGUACGAGUAACGCGACGACCGCAACUGGAAUACAAGCUAGGCGGGACGGCAUGCAGCAACCAACUAGCAUUAACGAGGGUAUUCUAGAAGCAGCGUUGGCAGGUAUUUCGUUAGGGCAGUCAGGGUUUGAGCCAACGUUAGGGGGUAUUAUCGGUCGAGCCGAAAGCACAACAGCGCCAAUAGUUGGUAGAGGUCAGGCUAACAUUUUCUCGGUUACCUCCGCGCUCGCCAGGCCUAGCAAAGGCAUCGCAAAUGUAAUCCCCAAGCAGCAUGCUUUCCAAAACUAUCCCUUUCCUCUCACCCAGCCUCCUCCAGCAGGCAAUUCGUUUAUCAUUCCGCGAGUUGGUAAUCCGAAUUUUGCAAUCGCCGCGCAAUCGACCGCAGUGAAUAGAGAUAGUGCAGGCCCGAUUAGAGGUCCAGUGACAGUGGAAGAAUUACUGGGAGGAGAGUAUUCCCAGUCGUACGCCGGCCAACCGUUACCGUCUGUGAUCCCCACUGAGCAAAGGUUUUCGAGAAGGCAGACGGUGCCACCAGGAAUCCAAUUGGGACCGCAGGAGCAACCACGGUUUGCGGAGUUCCAGGCUGGUGCGCAGCAACCUCCGUUGCAAGACGAGCAGGCGUAUUGGGGACCGACACCGCGACAAUUGGCGGCAAGACACGUGAUGAACAAGGAGUUGCCAAUCUUUUCUGGUAAUCCGGAGGACUGGCCGCUAUUCAUUAGCUCGUACGUUAACUCUACUCAGACGUGCGGGUUUUCGAACGAGGAAAAUUUGGCGAGGUUGCAACGGUGUUUGAAGGGGCACGCACUUGAAUCGGUGCGGAGUCGACUGUUGCUACCGGCGAGCGUCCCAAAUGUUUUAGCUACGCUGGAGAUACUUUAUGGUAGACCGGAAUUGUUGAUCCAUGCGUUGUUGCAGAGGAUCCGAGGGGUGCCUGCGCCAAAACAGGAAAGACUAGACACGCUAAUCGGUUUCGGUAUGGCGGUGCAGAAUUUUUGUGAUCAUCUGGAAGCCGGGAGGCAUGAAGCGCAUCUCAACAAUCCGAUGCUACUGUUCGAGUUGGUAGAGAAGCUUCCAGCACAUAUGAAACUGGACUGGUCGCUAUACAAGCAGCGCUGCGGGGAAGUGAACCUGCGUUCUUUCUCGCAGUAUAUGCAGACGCUCGUGCGAGCGGCAUCCGACGUGACCGUGAACUACGAUCCUAGGCCGCAACCUGUACAGCAGCAGCGAAUAGUGAAGGAGAAGAACGGAAAGGACAAAAACUUCUGCGGAACUCACUCAAUGGAGGAUUCUUCUUUGAUGGCGACGAACAAAGAAGCAUCUGGCGUUACGAUGCGCCCAUCAAGCCCAGCGUGUUUCAUUUGCAAAAACUCGGGGCAUCGGGUAAAAGACUGCUCAGAGUUCGACAAGAAAACGGUCGAUGAACGCUGGGAGACAAUACAGAAACUCGGCUUGUGUCGGCUCUGUCUUGGAGCACACGGAAGGCGCCCCUGCAAGAAUCGCAAGCAAUGCGAUAUCGACGGAUGUCAACGGCGUCACCACCCUUUGCUGCACUCCAAACGGGACACAAAUGAAGCCCAGCAGGCCAGGGAAAACGGAAAGACGCCAGGAAAUGGCUGUAAGAAGUUUGGGAACGACGGAAAUUCGGCGAAGAAUGGGUCCAGGCAAGAAUCGAGUGAAGCUAAGACAAGUAGUUCCAAAGCGGUCACCAACCAUCAUUCCGCUGGGAAGACUACGCUUUUUCGUAUUAUUCCAGUGACUUUGUAUGGGAACAAUCGAUCUGUGUCCGUGUAUGCUUUCUUGGACGACGGCUCGGAGAGAACGCUGAUUGACGAAGAGUUGGUAAAGGACCUUGGGGUUGUAGGAGAUCCGCAACCAUUGUGCUUGCAGUGGACGGCGAACGUGAAGAGGUCAGAAGCUAAUUCUCAACGGGUCGCAUUGGAAAUAGCAGGACGGUCAGGGGCAUCCAAACAUUCUUUGUCGGACGUGCGCACCGUAAGAAAGCUGGACUUACCACGACAAUCCUUGCGGUACGCGGAACUCGCAGAAACCUUUCCGUACCUAAAGGGCCUACCGAUCGAUGAUUACGAUCAAGCGGUACCGCGCAUCCUCAUCGGAAACGACAACGCUCACGUUACAUCGACACUCAAGCUACGAGAUGGCCGACCGGGAGAGCCGAUAGCAGCAAAAUCACGUUUGGGAUGGACGGUUUAUGGAUCCAACCAGGACAAGUCAGGGGAUAUCGUUCAUAGUUUCCACAUAUGCGAGUGCCAGGAGGCCGAGCAAACCCUACAUGAGCUCGUGGAGAAGUUUUUCUCAGUCGAGAGUCUGGGUAUAAUGGAAGUCGCCCAUCCUGAGUCCGCGGAAACUCAACGAGCAAAUCGGAUCCUGAUGGAAACUACUAAGCGGGUCGGACAGCGAUUCGAAACUGGGCUUCUCUGGAAGUACGAUAGCUUCGAGUUCCCGGACAGCUACCAGAUGGCGGUUCGACGACUGCAGUGUUUGGAAAGGCGUAUGCAGAGGGAUUUACUCAUCGGCGAAAGUGUGAGGAGACAGCUUUCUGAGUAUCAAGCGAAAGGGUACAUACACAAAGCGACCCGGAAGGAGCUCGAUGAUUCAGAUCCACGGCGUACGUGGUACUUACCUUUAGGAGUGGUCAUCAAUCCCAAGAAGCCGUCCAAGGUUCGUAUCUUCUGCGAUGCAGCGGCCAAAGUGGAUGGAGUCGCACUCAACACGAUGCUGUUGAAAGGGCCGGAUCUGCUAAAUACGUUGCUCAAUGUUCUAUACGGAUUCCGGGAGAAACGGGUCGCUCUGUGCGCGGAUCUGAAGGAGAUGUUUCACCAGAUUCGGAUUCGACGAGAAGAUCGACAUGCGCAACGACUGCUUUGGCGAGAUGAUCCUAUACAAGCCCCCGAUGUGUAUUUGAUGGACGUCGCAACGUUUGGUGCAACGUGUUCACCGUGUUCGGCACAAUUCGUGAAGAAUUUGAACGCUAAGGAGCAUUCAAGACAGUAUCCAGUUGCAGCCGACGCAAUUAUCCGGAAGCACUACGUGGAUGACUACUUGGACAGCGCUGACGACGUUGACGAAGCGGUGAAGCUGGCACAUGAAGUCAAACUGGUCCAUUCUCUCGGCGGAUUCCAUCUGCGGAACUGGCUUUCAAAUUCCACCGAGGUUCUCGCACGGGUCGGGGAGAGAGACCCAGUCACAGAAAAGUGUCUCCAGCUGGACAAGAACAGUUCAACCGAACGCGUGCUCGGGAUGUACUGGAAGCCGGUCGACGAUGUCUUCACGUUUACAACGACGCUAGCGGUGGGUGCGGAGCAUCCAACUAAGCGCCAGGCACUGCGAGUAGUGAUGAGCCCAUUCGAUCCGGCAGGAUUGUUGUGUUUUUUCCUCAUACACGGCAAGGUACUAAUCCAGGAGCUGUGGAGGGCGAAGACGACAUGGGAUCAACUAAUUCCGGAGGAGUUACUUGGGAAGUGGAUGCGGUGGACGAGUUUGUUCAAACAUCUGGACCAGAUUAGCAUUCCGCGUUGCUACUUUCCGCAACGUUCGGUGAAAGAUAUCUUGUCGCUGCAACUGCAUAUCUACGUGGAUGCUAGCGAAGAAGCUUAUGCGUGUGUCGCUUACUUUCGGGCGGUAUUUCCGGAUGGGAUUUCUGUUGCGUUAGUCGGUGGGAAAUCCAAGGUGGCUCCACUGAAGGCACACUCCAUCCCACGGUUGGAGUUGAUGGCAGCGGUAAUCGGAGUACGCUUGAUGAAGACCAUCCUCACUGGGCACUCGCUCGUAGUCGAGAAGACAGUGUUAUGGUGUGACUCUAAGACGGUGCUGGCUUGGAUAAAUUCAGAUCAUCGAAGAUAUCGCCAGUUCGUAGCUUGCCGAGUAGGUGAGAUUUUGUCCAAGUCGGAGGCGAAGCAAUGGCGUUGGAUAUCAUCGAGAAAGAACGUCGCCGACGAUGCGACAAAGUGGGGAAAAGGGCCGUGUUUGUCCUCAGGCGGCCGUUGGUUCCGUGGUGACAACGAUUUAUAUUUGCCAGAAGAUCAAUGGACCAUAGAUGCAGAUUCAGUCGGCGCGACGACCGAUGAAGAGCUGAGGUCGUGUUUGGUGCACAAGGAGGUUAUCGUACCGCCACAACUUGUGAGGUGGGAGCGAUUCUCGAAACUGACGCAUUUGUAUCGAUCGGUAGCACAUGUUCAUCGCUACGUACAAAAUCUACGGCGAACGGUAAAACGAGAGACUCGACUGGACGGACCACUCACUCAAGAGGAAUUAGCAACAGCCGAAACCACAAUCUUUCGUUGGGUGCAGUGUGAGCAGUAUCCGGACGAGGUGGCGACUUUGUCAGUAAUGCGGGACAAGCAGCCAAAACAACAGGCGCGGCUGGAGAAAACCAGCAAAAUAUACAAACUGUCUCCGUACUUGGACGAAGCAGGUGUUAUUCGUUCUGAUGGAAGGAUAUCUGCUGCGACCGUCGCCGCGUUUGACACUAAGUUUCCAGUAAUAUUGCCGAAAGCCCAUCCAGUGACUAGACUGCUGGUUGAAUGGUACCACCAACGAUUUCUUCACGCCAAUGGCGAGACUGUCGUGAACGAAGUGAGACAGCGUUUCCACAUAUCGCAGCUGCGCCCGUUCGUGCGUAAGGUGGCUAAAGAGUGCGCCUUGUGUAAAGUCAAGAAGCCAAGUCUGGCGACACCCCGAAUGGCUCCACUCCCGGCGGCCAGGUUGCAGGCGUACGUACGUCCAUUUUCCUACGUAGGCGUCGACUAUUUCGGGCCGAUCGGCGUGCGGGUGAACCGAAGUAUUGCAAAACGAUGGGUAGCUCUGUUCACGUAUGGCGAUCAGGCGUUUCAUCGGACGCAGAGGAGCACCUGUGGAGAUCCGCAGCGACAGGGGCACACAUUUCGUGGGAUCGAGCAACGAACUUAA
Molecule: messenger RNA, 5325 nt
Organism: Topomyia yanbarensis
Lineage: Eukaryota; Metazoa; Arthropoda; Insecta; Diptera; Culicidae
Exons: 2
Coding region: 1-5325 (1774 amino acids)
Molecular function (GO): zinc ion binding; nucleic acid binding
Source: RefSeq, a predicted model, not a curated record